AUGUCUUUGAAUGCUACUGAGUUGGCCGAGUUGGGAACCAUUUUAUUAUUUCAUACCAGUCAUAUCAUCGGAAUUUUGCCCGAGAUGGUUAUUUAUGGCAUAUAUACUACACUCUUUACUAUUUCAACCUACAUCAUGGUUCAACAAGGGCUUGAUAGCUUCUCACGCAAACUUCUUCUCGGACUGACGACGUUCAUGUAUACUAUCACUACCCUAUAUAUGGCAGCCUCGAUAGCCAACAUAAUCCAACUAAUACAGACCUUAUUCUUUGGCUUUUCGACACACAACAUAAUCAAUAACUUCCCACUAUUCAAUGCGAUCCUUCUCGUUAACUACGGUCUUGCAGACGGUGUAGUAGUAUGGCGUGCAUGGGCACUUUGUCGGAGUGACCAUCGUAUCGCAAUAGAUGCUUGCGUUUUCUUCCUCUGUUGUGUGUUCCUGAGCGAGAUAAGCACGAUCGUUAUCAGGAUUAUAUUAGGUUGCACUUCACCCUCGAACCAGAGUGCCCUUGCCUCCCUCGAACGAGCUAUCAACAUAACACAAGUCUCGAAUCUGGGUUUGUCAUUAAUAACAAACCUGAUAGCCACAGGGACCGUUUCAUCUAAAGCUUGGUGUCUUCGGAAGAUGUUCGUAUCGGGAUCGCGGCCACAUAAGGCCGGAAAAGUUCUGGUACUCAUUGUGGAAUCUGGGAUCAUCUAUUCCAUUUCGCUAAUGGCUAUCCUCGUCGCAACAGUCAUUCCAUUACCACUAGGAACGCUGGGAGAAUUGUGCGCUCCUGUGAAUCUCCAAUUUGCUGGAAUAUACCCAUUGAUCGUGCUUAUCGUCCUCAACAAAAGUCGAACAUUAGAUAGUGCUGUAACUGUCUUUCACAAUGAUCACACUGAUCGGCCUGUAGCUAGUUUCACAACUGUAGUGGAUACAGAGUCAUGGGGAUCAGACACUGUGGUCACCGAGUUGGGAUUAGCUUUGACCAGGAAUGUAUCCUUGGUAGAUAGAUAG
Molecule: messenger RNA, 999 nt
Organism: Lentinula edodes (shiitake mushroom)
Lineage: Eukaryota; Fungi; Basidiomycota; Agaricomycetes; Agaricales; Omphalotaceae
Exons: 8
Coding region: 1-999 (332 amino acids)
Source: RefSeq, a predicted model, not a curated record